AUGUCUGUCAUAGUUAUAGCUGUAGGCACUGAAAGUGGUGUCCCAAUAUUUACACGAAAACGCGGUAACAAUGAAAAUAUACAGUUUUCUACGAUUGCUUCACUCCACGGAAUAAACAUGUUUAGUAAAUGCCACAACUUAUCUGUUAUCAACACAUUGGUCGAAAACGGAAGAAUUCUAUGGAAGGAAUAUUAUAAGAGUGUAACGCUCAUAGGCAUUGUAACAGGUGGAUUUGAGUGCGACUUGGAACUUCUACUCUCCUGCAUUAAUGAUGUAAUGGUAUUUUGUGUAGGACAAAAAGAACUGCAGAAUCUGAAGAACAUAGAUCAAUUGAAAAGAGAUUUAAGACAAUGCUAUCCUAUUUUAGAUUAUUUGUUGGAGUCUUUAGACCCUAAUGCAGGGCCUCCAAUGACUUUGGCUCUUGACCUUAUUCAAAGUUUCCUGUGCCCACAAUCGCAACAUUUACAGCCAGUUCUAGAUAACUAUGCAGAAAAAGUCACAGGUCGAUGGGCAUGUCUUUCUAUUCAUGGGCAUUUGGUUGCAACCAGUUCUGAUUUCUAUGAGUUGGAUCCGAGAGAGGCACGAUUACUGCUAUUGCUGGCUGCAGCACAAAGUGGAGCUCCCCUAAGAGACACCCUGGUUUAUUUGCCUUAUAUGAGUCCUGAUGUAGCUUUCAGAGCGGUGACUUGCAAACUUUUGGCCGACGUUUAUGUACUGGUAGUUUGCGGGGCAACGCCCGCCCUGUCUGAAAUCGACGAAAUAGUCCUGCAUUGCUGGGAGGGAUAUGCGCAAAUGAUUAAGGAAGCAAAAUUGAUGUACCCCCGAAACUUUCCAGCCAGCAUCGCCUUCGAGCCGUGCGUUUUGAGUAUUUUCUUAGUUAACAUAAAUCGGCGGAGGUGUGUCUUUUCCCGUCAUUUGCAGCUAACGAAUCAAAAAGGCAGAGGUAUGUCUGGUGCUCACCGCAUGGAUAUCCUGCGCACUUUCUACGUAACAUCGGCACGAGAUUUGGCCCCCGAGUUGAAGUAUCGUGAACUUCCAGAUAAAGAACAAGAUAAUGAACCGAUUGGCAAGAUGUGCGAAACGUAUUGGUGCUCCGAAUAUCACAAAUGUCACGCACUACGUUCCGGAAAUUUAGUGUGUUGCGUACUUUAUGCCCCCACAAUACCUACGCAUACAAUGAGAUUACUCACUGGCCAAAUGACACAAGAGUUCCUUUCGAAUAAGGACAUAAAUUGG
Iphiclides podalirius (scarce swallowtail) is the source of this 1236-nucleotide messenger RNA. The record is from the annotation of a GenBank genome assembly. Lineage: Eukaryota; Metazoa; Arthropoda; Insecta; Lepidoptera; Papilionidae.